GCCAACAGUCGACCAAAACGGUUCGUCACAAAACAAUCGAAAAAAUACCGCUCGGGUUAAAGCGGUCUACGAUCGCGGAAGCUGGAAGCUCCAAUUACACGGUGUUCUGCAGCUGUGAUCUUGCUGUGAAAGAAGUGAUCGCACCGCGGAAGAAGCGUUUUCGUCGCCGUUGCUGCACCGGCUCAAGGAUCUUCCACACAACGGUUGGUGCCGCCGCGAAGAAGAUCGUAUAACAGAUCACCCCGGCGAUCAGAUCGGAAGACAUCUCAGGAAUCUGAUCAAUCACGUGUCGCAGGUGAUCGCGAUCGGAAGUGUGUGUUUUGCCAAGUUUCGUGAGAAUUGCUAAUUGGUUUUCGGGGUAAAAGUGUUCGGUUGGAAAAGGGCGCGAAAUGAUCUUUUGAGCACAAGAUCGCGGCACAGUAUGAAAGUAGUUAAGCUGACUCGCGGUGAUCGUCGUGGUUCAGUUGAGCUUAAUCCGUUUGCAAAGUCAGGUCCAGAAUGAUGAAAGUGCUGACGGCGACGGCGAGUGUGCUGGUUGUGUUGGCAGUGUUGCCAGCGAUCACCAACAGUGAUCCGCUGCGCAGGAAAAGAGACAGUGAGGGUGAAGUGAGCACGGUUGGGACCGUCCUGCUGGACAAACUGCUCACCACUACCGAUUGGGACAACACGCUGGAGGACGAUGAAGGAAGUGGGACGAUCACGACCACGGUCGAUCCUGUCGGGUCGUCGGAUGAUAGUGUUGGCAUCAGUACGGUGAUCGUGGAGAGCAAACACUUUGGGACGAAGAAUUACACCUUUCUCGAGCCGAACCACAUCCCGAUCAGUGACUUUCUCGAUAUGGACGAGGACAUGGAUCUGGAGUUGCUGUUUACGGAGGUGGUGAAUGCCGAUUUUCAGCAGGGCGGUGGCACCAGCCCAGCGCAGAACAUCAUGCUCCAAAUCGAGGACUACGACGACGAGGGAAACACCCAGAGCUAUUUUCUACAUUCAUCGCCGCAUUCCGAGGAAACACACGGUAAUGGAACGACGGCACAAUCCGACCGGUUCACCUCACCAGACGUGUCCUCACGAGUUUCAGGCUUCUUCCGGGAUGUCCUCCAGCGGCUUGGCGUGUACAAGUACAUCGUCGACUACCAAAACGAGCAGAACCAAGGCGGCGGACAGGGUGGAGGUGGUUCCAAGGUUCCACAUAGAUUCCAUCCGCACCUAAUCAACACCCCCAAGGGUCUCCGGAACAUUCCGGCGCACUUUGGCGAUCAAUUUCAGCCAUCGGAGACCACUCCGGGCUCACCGUCGUUGACGUCGUCGAGCAAACGGCCCCGGCCUGGCGCAGUUCCGCCCAGGUCCUCGAUCGGGAACUUGUUCAACCAGUUCAAGCAACGGAUCAAGGCCAUCUACCCCGGGACGGUCUGGUGCGGCGAUGGCAACCAGGCUAAAAGUGAGAACGACAUCGGAUUUUUCCACCUGACGGACACGUGCUGCCGAGCCCACGAUCUGUGCCCGGUCUCGAUCGCCGCCGGAGAGCAAUUCAACCGACUGAAAAAUAAUGGCUAUUUUACCAGAUCUCACUGUGACUGUGAUAAAGCGUUCUACAACUGUCUCAAGAACGCCGACACGCUGGUUUCGAACCAGAUCGGAUACACCUACUUCAAUCUACUUAAGCCGCAGUGUUUCCGCCACGAGUAUCCCAAAGUUGCUUGUACCAAAAAAAGCAAAGGCAAAUGCCUAACCUACGUGGUUGACGAAACCAAGGACAAACUGUGGCAGUGGUUUGACAAUCUAAUUUACUAGUCCCCGAAAAAAAGGCUCAAACUAUUGAAAAGCAAAACAAACCCGCAGUAUACGAACCCAAGUUCAAAUCCGCACACACACCGCGUAGCGUCGUCCAAAGACCGUUUGAAAAACAAACACACUAUUUAUUGCUAAUAAGUUUUAAAAUAUACCAAACUACUUUUUUUUGCGAAACUGAAAAAGUCUAAAAAACAAGUGAUGCCAAAAUCGAAAGUCCGAAACCGCGUAACGCAAAAGCUUUUGUAACGACAAGUGUGAUAUAAGAAGGAGUCAGA
Messenger RNA from Culex pipiens pallens (northern house mosquito), 2066 nucleotides. RefSeq lists its product as uncharacterized. The transcript has 5 exons. Lineage: Eukaryota; Metazoa; Arthropoda; Insecta; Diptera; Culicidae. Gene Ontology annotation, biological process: phospholipid metabolic process; arachidonate secretion. The record is from RefSeq and is a predicted model, not a curated record. Bases 499 to 1791 code for a protein of 430 amino acids.